AUGAAUCGUGAAAUCCCGGGGUUCUAUUAUGACCCGGAGAAGAAGAAGUACUUCAAGAUUCAAGCCAACCAUGUGGCAGCUCCAAAUGCACAAUACUCACAGCAAUCCGUGAAGCGAAAGCGGUCUGAGCUGACGACAAGAGAAAACAAGACACGAUUGAGACAACGUGAGGAAAAAGAGACAAUCAGAAAGUCAGCAUCGUUGAAGCAUCCCUUGGUUCAUCUCCAAAGAGAGGUUGGAGCAGUUGCAACCUCCCGUGGCAGGCAAGAACAGCAGGCUCGCAUUCAAGCCAGCCAACUGCACCGUGAGGAACUCCAUCGUUUUGAACCAUGGCCUAACUCGUACAGCAUCCGACAUGCCUUGCGCAACCCACGUUCUGGGACUUUGAUUGCUAAGAAUAGGGUCUGUUUCCCUGACAUUGACGAGUCACAGUGGAGAUACGAUCACACUAUGGAACGGGUGUUAUUCAGGGAGCCGUACUGGUUAGGAUCGAUGUCUUUAAGCCACUCGGGAUACCUACUGUCUAGUGCAACAAUGAACGAAGGACCGCAAGGUGACUGCUUCCUUUCGGCUCAUCUCCUCCCAGAGCCCGACGAAGGCGGCAACUACCGCUGGCCAACAUGUACGGUUCCAUAUGUAUCUCUAUCGCCAGACACAACGCUUACACAAUACUUUCCAGUCUCUCAUCCAAUUCGGAUCAGACCCCACUACCCGAUGUCCUUCUGGUGCUCGGCGGCCCAGCCUACCGGAUCAAGCGCACACUUCGCCAUAGGAACUUCAGAAGGACUCCACACCCUAGAGGGUACCAGUAGUCAUUGGAGCCUAUCGAAGAAGCCAUUCAAGGGCAAUACGGUUUCCACUACCACCAGAAGACGCCCCGAUCGACGCCAGAGCCAACACAGCGUGCAUGCAGUAGAAUGGAUUUCACAGGACGUGAUUGCGGCGGGACAGAAAAACUCCAAGAUCUUCCUCCAUGAUUUGCGCAGUGGUGGCAGUGCCACGCGCCUCCAACACAACGACUCCGUGAUGGAAAUGAAGCAGAUGGACGAGUAUCGGCUCGUGGCAGCGGGACCUCGCUCGCUACGAAUGUACGACCUCCGCUUCGCGCCCAAGGCGCUUAAACCUCAGGACGCCUCGAAACCCUACCUCACUUUCCCUGAUUUCUCCUCACUUCCAAUCCCAACCUUCGACCUGAGCACCGAGCUCGGUCUACUGGCUAGCCCUUCCCAGCACUGCAAGAUCCAGCUCUUCUCUCUCCAAACCGGACUGCAUGUCUCCUCGCCUCUCACGAGACAUCAAUACUCCUCGCCACCUAGCUGUGUGCGAUUCGAGUACGGCAAUGAUACCCCGGACUGGCGGGGUCCACAUGGACCGAGUUUGUUGGUCGGCACGGAUGAUGUAGUUGAGCAGUGGACAUGGUAG
Messenger RNA from Penicillium verrucosum, 1422 nucleotides. RefSeq lists its product as uncharacterized. The coding region runs from base 1 to 1422 and encodes 473 amino acids. Gene Ontology annotation, cellular component: Cul4-RING E3 ubiquitin ligase complex. NCBI's taxonomy places the organism in Eukaryota, Fungi, Ascomycota, Eurotiomycetes, Eurotiales, Aspergillaceae. Gene Ontology annotation, molecular function: protein binding. The record is from RefSeq and is a predicted model, not a curated record. The transcript has 8 exons.